Monascus purpureus is the source of this 4180-nucleotide messenger RNA. NCBI's taxonomy places the organism in Eukaryota, Fungi, Ascomycota, Eurotiomycetes, Eurotiales, Aspergillaceae. The record is from the annotation of a GenBank genome assembly.
CUUUUCAUCUCCUACGGCGGCAAACGUGUAGGAAAUCGUCCGAGGCAGCCCAGGAAAAACUGGAGCCAUCCAUGGAUGGAUGAUUAUUAUCCCCAUUACUAGAAACAGACUGUAAGAAGAAUUAUUCUCCUGGAGCUGUCUUAAUAUCACUUCCUUUUCUUCCUCCUCAUCCCCAUCCUAGCUCAUCUUCACCUCCCUUUCCGGAAUCCCUCCCUCUCCUUUUUUCGUUUUCUCUCUCUCCUCCCCUCUCGCGUGGGCGUCUCUUCGUCGUCGCCAGCCGCAGCCCCGGUUUACGGAGUACCGAGCUGCUUCUGUUCGUUUCACUCUCCCCCUUGAUCCCUCGCUCCCAUAUCCCCUCUUCCCCCCCGGCAUUAUGUCGGGGUUAACUGAUGGACUGCGUGGGGGAGUCCGUCCGACCAAGUCCGCUGCAUAUCCUUCCUUGUCCUUUCUCUCUCCAGAAUCAGAGAUCUCGCCGUCAACCGCCGCUCCCGUCAUGCAGAUACCUCCCGCCUCUGAAUUCAAUCCCUCCUCCCAGCUGUCCGACGGCUUCUCCAUCGACUCCAAUUUCGGCCAGUCCGCCUCCCAUCACACUCAGGGUCUGCUCCAAGACUCUCUCUUCCCCGAAUGGAAGAACGAUGCCUCCCCCUCCGGCUUCGAGAACCCAGAGGAGAUGCAGGAGAAGGAUCCGUUGGCCACCCAGAUCUGGAAGCUAUACUCGAGGACCAAAGCCCGCUUGCCGAACCAGGAGCGCAUGGAGAAUCUUACUUGGCGUAUGAUGGCCAUGAGUUUGAAGCGUAGGGAAAGGGAAUCUCAUCGGCAGUCCCAGUAGGUCUUUUUUUUUUUUUUCUCUAGUCCUCUUAAUUCCACAACUGCGAGGAACUAUUCUCAUGAGUCACGUACAGUGCGCCUCAGCCGAAACAACAACCCCCAGCCACCAGCGGCAUCUCUCAACUACGCCAGUUCGAUAGGAUGGCUAUCUCCGGUUCCUCGCCUCCGUCGAAAUCCAGUCCCGCGCCAUCGGAUGAUCCCAUGAACAUCGAUGACUUCAUCGUUCCCAUCGAAUCUCCUGUGGAACAACCCAUGUCUCCUCCCACGGAUAGAACAAACUCGACCAAUUCUGCUGCCAUCCCUAUAAAAGGCCGCAGAGAUCAGCCCCAACCUGAGGCUGCGACCACCGUUCCGGCCUCCUUCCAUCACCCGUUGCAGGAUCAGCGCAGGGAGAACGAGUUCGGCUAUGUCCAGCGCCGAGUGCGCAAGACGAGCAUCGACGACCGCCAGUUCCUCGCCAACAGCCUUCAGGUUCCGAACCGCAAGCGUCCGGCCGAGUCGUCUCCCCAGAUUCCACCCGUGACCAAUAGCAUGCUAGGCAACGAUGCCAACUUGUCGGGUGGUGUGCCCGACUACACGCUGGACCAUCCCUCGUCGGGCUUCGCACAGCACACAUCGUCCAGCCUGUCUUUUGGUCUGGACACGAUGAAUAGCCUCAACGACGACCCGAUCCUUUCUGCUUCUGGUCCAUACCAGCAGCAGCAGUUUACCUUUUCUCCUGUCGAGUCCCCCAUGACCACGGGUAAUCCCUUUGCCAACAUCUACGCCCACACCCCCAUGGGGUCGUCUCUCAACUCCACCGAGUUCUUCUCGCCGCCGCCGUCGGGUUAUCAAUCCGCUGCAUCCACUCCCCAGCCUAUCUACGAGAACGAGCAGAGCAUGUACUUUGACAACCCCGUGGUUGACGUCCGUAGCCAGCGGCGCAUCCCUAGUUAUGUAGCGCAUCGGUCCUCGAACCUGUCCGCUUCUCUGCAGCACCGGUAUCUGUACAACGGAAACGGUGACCAGCACUUCAGCGGACCGACUUCGGGCGUGCGCUCGCCCGGUUUCUCGGUGAGCAGCCAACCCCAACACGUCGAUCCGUCGCAGGUGCUGGGACAAGACUUCUCUACUGCCUCGUCCCACUCUGGCGUGAACCUGACGACCGGUGACAACCGCAUGUUUUCAUUCGGUGCUGACUCCGACAAUGAGGAUGAUGAGGGCAAUGUCUUCCCCGACCGCGGCCUGGGCAUGACGGCCGAUUUCAGCGGCAUGGACGACAUGUCGGGUGAUCAGAAUCUGCCGUGGGAUACCCAGUUUUCCGCAUCGUACAACUCGAUGCCUGCCUUCCCCGGCCAGCAUCGCAAGCAUGUGACCAUCGGCGCUGCCGAUCUGAUGGAUACGUCACGCAACUGGAACCAGGGCAGCAGCCUACAUCGUGCUCACGGAUCGGUGGCCUCUGUUAGUGAAGUUCGCAACCGCGAGCAGGAUCCGCGUCGACAGAAGAUCGCCCGGACGAUGUCGUCACCCAACACCGGUCAGCUGGUGCGCGGAGCCGCAAACAGCGCCUCGCCCAAUACGCCUCCCGAGUCUGGGGUUAACAGUACUGUGCCGUCUCGUCCCGCCAAUGCCACGGGCUCUAAGAACAAUGAGCAGAACGGCAACGGUAACAACAAUAAUGGUGGCCCCACGACCUGCACCAAUUGCUUUACACAAACGACACCGUUGUGGCGUCGUAACCCAGAGGGACAACCGCUCUGCAAUGCAUGCGGCCUGUUCCUGAAGCUUCACGGUGUAGUCCGACCGCUAUCGCUCAAGACAGACGUCAUCAAAAAACGCAACCGCAGCAGUGCCAACAGUCUUGCCGUCGGUGUCUCUUCGCGAUCGGCCAAGAAGUCUUCGCGCAAGAACUCGGUUCAACAGACCACAGCCACAACGCCCACGUCGAGUCGUGCGCAGAGCGGUACAGCGUCCUCCGAAUCUCCGCCAUCUGUCCCUACCUCAGCAGCUUCCCCAGGCGCCCUCCAGGGUUCAGGAAAAAAUGGAGUUGUGCCAAUCGCCGCCGCUCCUCCUAAGGCGACAUCACAAAACCGCAACUCGGUGCUCAUGGCUCCUAAACGCCAGCGGCGUCAAACAGGCGGUGCUGAUUCUGAAGCCUCUGAUGAGACUCCUAAGCCCACUUCGUCGGGACGUUCCAAAGUGGUACCUUUGGCGCCUGCUAUGCCUCCUGCAGCGACGAACCCUGCAAAUCACAGUAUUGCAGGCGGACAGGGUGCAAGUCAGGAAUGGGAGUGGUUGACUAUGAGUUUGUGAUUGACAAAUUGUCAAUCACUCGGCUUUUUUCCCCCUUUUUGUUUUUUUCUAUUCCACAACUUUCUUUGUUUCAUAUGCCUAUUAUAGACUGGACGGGAAAAGGGACUGGUCAAAACCACGCGAGAAUCUCCAUAUUAGAGCGAACGCGGUGUUUUGUCGGCGAAAUUUUCACGAGGUUCAAUUUAUGCUCAUUACGAACCGUUUCAAGGCGACGACUUUUUUCAACCUUGAAUCCAAAAUACGGUGUGUUCUCUCCAUUGACAGGAAUGGACCUGUCAGCGCCCGCGGUCUUUUUGACGAAGGUUGAUAUGACGUGAUGCAAAUGCCUUACUAUUUUCCCUUCUUUCUUUUACCGCUGCUCUUUCAUUACAACCAAUCAGUCUAUUCGGCUCCUCGGGGUUUUCACUUUGACAGAACAACAUGGUGGGAUGAAACUGGGAAGUCGGAAGAGACUGGAUCUCAUAUUAAUGUCUGACGGAUUUUUUUUGUCACUUUCAUGUUCUUUUCUGGGUUUUCUCACCUCUCAAUCUCACCGUGUGGGACUUCGAGGUUAUAAUCUUGGAUACAGAUGGGUUUUUAUUUUCAUGUUAUGCCUGUCGUAUGUUGUGUGUCUGAUUGUGCUUUUGAUUGAUACAAUCGCGUCUGUUCCGGACCCGCCCCUUUUGCUUUACUUAUUCGUCUUUUUUUUUUUUUCCCCGGAAAUUCUCUCUUCUCUUACCUUUGCAUGCCGUUUCGUCUCUUCCUGCUUUUAGAUCAGGGGUUCUGGGUACCGGACAGAAGUGCGCAUCUCCUUGUGUCUUUUGACAUUUUGCAUUUCAUUUUUUAUUUUCUUAUUCCUGUUCUGCUGGUGAGGUGACGGUACAUGAUUAUCUAUUCAUUAUAGUUUUAACCUCUCAAUCAAUCUAUCCAUUCAUUAAAUUUUCUCCACUUGUAAUAUGAAUCUGGGUUAUAUUGGAGGCGCAGGGGCUGGGGCUAGAUAGAAAUAAAUGGCAUGCAUAUGGAUGUAUCCCAACAUGUUUGUCAACGGGUAUAUAUUAUAUAGGUGAAAGAAGGAAUAGAC